Messenger RNA from Acanthamoeba castellanii str. Neff, 1203 nucleotides. Its product is annotated as oxysterolbinding protein-like protein 8 isoform b, putative. NCBI's taxonomy places the organism in Eukaryota, Discosea, Longamoebia, Acanthamoebidae. The record is from RefSeq and is a predicted model, not a curated record. The transcript is spliced from 12 exons. Gene Ontology annotation, cellular component: intracellular membrane-bounded organelle; cytosol; membrane. Bases 1 to 1203 code for a protein of 400 amino acids. Gene Ontology annotation, molecular function: sterol binding.
AUGGACGGAAAAGACGGCAGGAAGAAGGACAAGAAGCAUAAGAAGAAGGACAAGAAGGACAAGGAGAUUGAGGAAGCCAUGGAUCAAGGAGGCGAGGAGCAGCAGCAGAUCGAGGGCACCGAGACCGAGGUGCGAAUUGGCAUGGAUCUCUCGCGCGUCACGCUCCCCACCUUCAUCUUGGAGCCCAAGUCGUUCCUGGAGAAGCUCACCGACUUCUUCACUCACCCUGACGUCAUGCUCAGCUCGGUUGAGUGCCAGAGCCCCGUUGAGCGGCUGGUCGCCAUCACUCGUUGGUAUCUCUCUGGCUUCUACAUUCGCCCCAAGGGAGUCAAGAAGCCCUACAACCCUAUCCUGGGCGAGAUCUUCCGUGCCCAGUGGGAUCACGGGACCUCCAAGUCGUUCUACGUCUCGGAGCAGGUGUCGCACCACCCCCCAGUGAGCGCCUUCUACGCCUCCAACAGGGCCGUGGGGUUGGCCAUCAAUGGCUACAUCAAUUUCCGCUCCAAGUUCAUGGGUAACUCCUCCGCCGCCAUCAUGGACGGCGAGGCCGUCUUGUACUUCCUCCGUAUCCCCGGCGAGUCCUACACCAUCACCUUCCCCACUGCCUACGCUCGAGGUAUCCUGUGGGGCACACUGCUGAUGGAGAUGGGCGGCACCGUGUACAUCACCUGCGAGAAGACCGGACUCCAGUCCGAGAUCGAGUUCAAGACCAAGCCCUACUUUGGUGGCGGCUACAACUACGUGGCGGGCAAGAUCAAGGAGACCUCCGGCAAGAAGAAGACUCUGUACACAAUCUCUGGCAAGUGGGAUGAGGAAAUUUUCAUCAAGCCGGCCGACACCAAGAAGGACGAGCUUCUCUGGGAUCCCAAGAACGCGCCACCCAAGGUCACCAUGGACAUCAGGCCGCUCGACAAGCAGGACGAGUGCGAGUCGCGAAGGCUGUGGCAACACGUUUCCGCCGCGCUGAGGAAGAACGACCAGGAGACCGCCACCACCGAGAAGUGCAAAAUCGAAGACGCGCAGAGGGAGGCCGUGCGCAGGAGGGAAGAAGAGAAGGAGACAUACGAGGUCAAGUACUUCGAGAAGGACGAGAAUGGUGGAUGGGUAUACAAAUGGAAGAAUCUCGAGCCAUUCCCCCUGGACGAGUUGGACCAGUGGGAGGAGUACGAGGAGGACUGCGUCAUCGGCGCCAGGAAGAAGUGA